Fusarium graminearum PH-1 is the source of this 2132-nucleotide messenger RNA. RefSeq lists its product as uncharacterized. NCBI's taxonomy places the organism in Eukaryota, Fungi, Ascomycota, Sordariomycetes, Hypocreales, Nectriaceae. The coding region runs from base 201 to 1598 and encodes 465 amino acids. The transcript has a single exon. The record is from RefSeq and is a predicted model, not a curated record.
CAGCCCGAAACACCACAAAUUCGCGCCAAGCUCGCAUAUAAAUCAGCUUUCGAUCCUUCCCACCAAGUCGGAUUCAUUCCUUUAGCAAUCAACAUCUCUGAGAAACACUCAACAACAACAGCAAUAGCAGCACACUUGUGUGCCAAAAAACAGCAAACCAAACCUACUUUUCUUUUCGAGAUACCCACCACAACAACAAAAUGCACUUCAACUCCUUCGCUCUCUGCCUCGGUCUGGCUGGUCUGGCCCAGGCACACAUGGAGAUGAUCUCCCCUGCCCCUUUCAAGUCCAAGGAUAACCCUCACGCCGGCAGCGAUGUCGACUACAGCAUGACCGCUCCUCUUGAGGCCAGCGGUGGCAACUUUCCUUGCAAGGGCUACCACUCUCUCUUCGGUACUGCCCAAGGUGCCUCUGUCGCCGACUGGGAUGCUGGCAGCCAACAGACCAUGAAGAUCACCGGUGGUGCUAACCACGGUGGUGGUUCUUGCCAGGCUUCUCUGUCCUUCGACAAGGGCAAGUCUUGGCAAGUCAUCCACUCCUACAUCGGUAACUGCCCUGCUGCUGGUACUUCUUCUUUCGACUUCAAGGUUCCCUCUGAUGCUCCCUCCGGCGAGGCCAUCUUCGCCUGGAGCUGGUUCAACCAGAUUGGUAACCGUGAGAUGUACAUGAACUGUGCUGCUGUCACCAUCAAGGGUGGCUCCAAGCGUGCCUCUGCCAUGAGCAACCGCCCCGCCAUGUUCGUCGCCAACGUUGGCAACGGCUGCACCACUGAGGAGUCCUCUGACCUUGAGUUCCCUGACCCUGGUCCCGACGUGAGCAACGACUCUCAGAAGACUGCUGGUCCCAAGGGAACUUGCGCCAAGGCUGGCUCCGGCGGUGGUUCUGGCUCUGGCUCUGGCUCUGGUGCUGCUCCCAGUGCUGCUCCCAGCGCCCCUGCUGACAACGGAAACAACGGAGGCAACAACGGUGCUGCCCCCAGCGCCCCAGCUGGCGGCAACGAUGGCUCCUACAACCCUGGUAACGACGGCGGCUCUGGUGCUGCUCCCAGUACCCCUGCUGCUCCUCCUGCUCCUACAAAGCCUGCUAGCGACACCCCUGAUAUGUAUGUACCCUCAUCCUCUUCUGCAACUGACAGUGGUCCUAACUCGCAAACUUCUAGUCCCGGAGGUGUCUUCGUCACUGCCCCUCAGCCCGCUGAGAGUACCGCCGCGCCUUCUGCUCCCUCGGCUCCUGCCGAUGAUGGCGCUGGCUCCAGCACUCUUCUGACCAUGACCAAGCCUGCUCCCGCUGCUCCCACCAGCGUUGUUACCCCUGAGCCCGCUCCCUCUGCUCCUACUCCUCCGGCCGCUCCCUCUGCCCCUGAUACUGGUGCUGGUGCUGGUGCCGGUGGUUCUGGUACCGAGGAGAAGGCAGGCUCCGCUUGCACUGAGGAGGGUCAAUGGAACUGCAUCGGCGGUUCCAAGUACCAGCGCUGCGCUUCUGGUGCAUGGUCUGUCGUUCAAUCCAUGGCAGCUGGCACAACCUGCUCCGGUAGCAAGACUCAAGCCAUGGCCUUUGGAUUUGGCCGCAAGCUCGCUUUUCGAUUUCGUCGGGCCUAAGACCCCUUAGACCGGUCACUGGGAUACAUCUCAGGAUGUCAUGAGCACAUGAACGAAUAGAGCAUGACAGGCUACAUCAGCACAUAUUGUUUUUCUUUCUGGAAGGGCGGUUGGAUUUCGGAGUUUAGGAAAUUAUCUUGUACACAGAAUCAAGAAAUCGGACUAUGAAUUCUUCAAAACACUUGUUUCGACUUUGAUGGUGAAUGUGACUGUGAUGUGAGAGAUACUAUGCAGUAUUAUCUGCUCUAAGACUGUGAUGGUAAAAAGUAAUACCAUCUGUGAUGUAGAGAUGAUGAUUGUUGAAACAAAGACGGACAGCACAUUGCACUACUUGCGUAGCCAUUUUUGUUGGUAUCCAGUUGAUCUUGUGUUUGUUACCCCAUUUGGUGGUUGUACUUCGUCGUUUGUUACCCCAUAAAUAGUGGAUAAGGAUAGUCGACAAUCAUGCUGGACACUCUUACUUACACCACAGGGAGCAUAGUCUAGAUAGUUAGUACCAGAGGCACGUGCCGUUCGGUGACGAGUAUCUUGGUC